AAUAAUUAUGUGAGUAGUAUACAUAUAAAUGUGUACUGUUAGGUAUUUUUCAGUUCGAUUGCGUUUUUAAUUUGGCUAUGUUGAGUUACGGGGCUUUAGUAGGAACUGUGGCCAUCCUUGCCAUUGCUGCUGAUGGUUUUAUUUUAGGCAAUCGGCCCCACAUUUUUCAUAAGGACCGGAAGAAGCAAAAUACUGCUGAAGAUACUCUUAUCUUAUCUCACGUACUAUUUCGUCAUGGAAACAGAACUCCCGAACUUUCCGAAUUAUAUCCAUUGGAUCCCUACUAUAAUUACACCUAUUAUCCAUUAAAACAUGGACAGCUAACUGAUGCAGGAAAGAAAAGAGAGUUCUCUAUAGGCACAGCUCUUAGGGAAAGAUAUAAUAAUUUUCUAGGAGAUUAUUAUGUUCCGGACUUAGUGGAUGCUAGAAGCACGGAUAGAAACCGCACGAAAAUGUCUUUGUUGCUAGUUUUAGCCAGUUUGUUUCCGCCAAGAUAUUCAGAAAUAUGGAACGCGAAGCUAAACUGGCAACCCAUACCAUACAAUUAUCUUCCAGAUACAGACGAUCCAAUCAUAUAUGGAAUCAACUGCCCAAAUUAUUUGAGCCUGUACGAUGAACUUCAGACGUCGCCGAAGGUUUUAGCUGAAUAUGAAAAAUAUGCCGACAACUUCACUUACAUUUCCGAGAAUAGUGGCCUGAAUGUAACUGGGUAUAGUCAAGUUUACGAUCUGUAUUUUGGACUCUCCACAGAAGAAGAAUAUGGCCUAAGAUUGCCAGACUGGACAGCCAAAGUAUGGCCGGAUUUUAUCAAUGAAAUUUCUUAUAAGCAGUAUUCCAUUUAUACUAGGACUACGCAACUUCGAAAAAUGGCAGCAGGUUAUCUGAUUCAGAAAAUGAUUAUCGAUACAGAGAAUAGAAUAAGCGGAUCCAAUAACGACACAAAGAUCUAUUUGUACUCGGCCCAUGAAAAUAAUCUUGGGCAGUUUCUAAUGACAUUAGAUUUGUUUGAAUAUCCGCAUAUUCCAACGUAUGGUUCAUAUAUUCUGGUAGAGGCGCACUACAUAAAUAGCACAUACGGUUUUAAGAUCUACUAUCAAAAUUAUAAUGGUACAACAUCACCUAAGCUACUCAAACUGUCAGCGUGUGACGAAUUUUGUCCACUAAACGAGUUUAAAAGUUUAGUUGAGGAAUACAUGCCUGAAGAUGGAACAUGUGGCAAUUAAGUGUGAAUGGAAAGUUGGAAAAUUUCAGCUCCCGUUUUGCAAAUUGGAUAAACCUUAUUGAGGAUAAGUAGCAAAUAUUCGUACUUGAAUUGCACCUAAACGAAUUACAAAUAUUCCGUUACCUAUUAAUUAGAGAUAGAUAUUUUAUGACAUUGCAAAAUGAGCCUCAGAUAUCAACUUCCCUAUAUCGACAUUAGAUAUUCAAGGGAGAAAAAUAUCGACCAAAACAAGCUCUUUGUUUAUGAAACGUUGAAGCUGAAUUAUUUUCCAUAUUCCAAAAUGUACGGCUUUCGGUGAUAAGUGUCGAGAAAUACAUUUUACGCGCUCACGAAAUAACAUAUUUCUGGAAGUUGUUUUGGAACGGCACACGAAAUAUGUUAUGCAAAUUGGUUUACUGAAAGAUUUGGGAGCAAACGUUUCAAAGGUUUUACAGUAUUAUAAAAGAGAUGAAAGUCAUAUGCCAGUUUUGUUAAAUUCAUUUAAAAGUUUAUUGAAGGAAAUGUCUUGAUUUAGGGAUUUAGAAAUAAAACGUGUCCUUAUUUAAAGUUAAAUUUGUUUUGGUGGAUAUUUGGAAAGCCGGUGCUGACAGCUUUUUUAAUAUGAUGUUUUAUUAUGAUAUUUCAUUUAUUGUACUUUUAUUCUGUCAGCUUGGAAAUGUAAUAUAAAUAAAAUAACAAAUAAAUUGAUGAGUUUGUAGAAGUA
Messenger RNA from Dendroctonus ponderosae (mountain pine beetle), 1925 nucleotides. RefSeq names its product venom acid phosphatase Acph-1. Gene Ontology annotation, molecular function: phosphatase activity. The coding region runs from base 78 to 1223 and encodes 381 amino acids. The record is from RefSeq and is a predicted model, not a curated record. Gene Ontology annotation, biological process: dephosphorylation. Lineage: Eukaryota; Metazoa; Arthropoda; Insecta; Coleoptera; Curculionidae. The transcript is spliced from 6 exons.